Molecule: messenger RNA, 965 nt
Organism: Homalodisca vitripennis (glassy-winged sharpshooter)
Lineage: Eukaryota; Metazoa; Arthropoda; Insecta; Hemiptera; Cicadellidae
Exons: 3
Coding region: 32-865 (277 amino acids)
Source: RefSeq, a predicted model, not a curated record
GUCACUUCAGAGCUCUUAUACCUGUAUAAUUAUGGAUAUCGUUCGUAGUGACCGGGGUGUACUCUAUGUACACAACAAUUUUAUUUAUAAAAGUAACAAAUUACAAAACAAUAUUCGAUAUUUAAAAUGUAAUAUGAAUACAUGUUUAAGCCGGGCAUGCUUUAAUGAACAAACUGCUCAAGUGACCAACACACCCCACAACCACGAUCCUGAUGAAGUGGCUGUAGAACUUCUGCACUUGAAAAAUGAACUCAAGGCCCAGGCAGUUACUGACCAAAGGGCGCCGAGAGUCAUAUUUGACGAUGUUUGUGUAAGGUUUCCCAGAGCAGCUUUAAGGAUCGGGUAUCCCUGGGUACGCUCAACAAUAUACAGAUAUCGUCAACGGGGAAACCCGCCAAUACCUCGAUCCUUGGAAGAAUUUUCCACCAUACUCCUUGGAGACCAGUGGAGACAUCUUUCUAUGACCAUCGAGGGUGGCGACGAACCACUGUUCCGAGGUGUCGUUGGCGGAGAGGCUGAAGGGUGGACAGCAGCCAUUUAUGUUUCACCGCGACUACGGACUGCGCUGGUCAACACGCAACGGCUCCACAUUGAUGGAACAUUUAAAGUAUUGCCCGAACAGCUGCAUGCUUAUCAGCUGGUGACAAUCCAUGGCGAGUUCUUGAAUCAUGCAAUCUAUCGCAUGCACAGGCAGCUUCGCCUCCAACACUUAGUUGACACCAACGUAGAGGCUGCUAAGACUCUUCAGAUGUUGAUGUCAUUAGCUUUGCUGCCUGCUGAAAGAAUAGCACUUGGCCUCAGGGUCAUAACUCACUACGCAGUGCUACACGGUCUGGCAGCCAGAUUCAGAAUACUGCUUCGGUAAGUUUAUCAGGAUGUUUGGUAUUAAAAGCUAGGCCUUGGUGUUUCUCGUGUGCUCAAAAUCAGUUUAUUGUUAGAUUUCCUAUAUAAUUACUCUGCUUCCA